AUGGUUCUACCGAUUAUAUACCUCUGUGGACCCCUGGACACAUUCCUGAGCAUCAUGAAGCUGUUUCACAAUGAGAUCCCGGACCCAGAGAAUUACGCCAUUUUCUAUAUAGACGUGUUCGCCGAAAGCCUGACGGAGCGCAAACCGUGGCAGAACUCGGACUCUGACUGGUCCGACCCCAUCAAGGUCUUCAAGUCUGUGUUCGUCAUAACGUACCGGACACCUGAUAAUCCAGAAUACAGAGACUUCCAAAGGGAACUCCACGCCAGAGCCAAGAGGGAUUUUGGUGUGAAUUUGGAGCCCUCGCUGAUGGACUACAUUGCUGGUAGCUUCUAUGAUGGCUUUGUGUUGUAUGCGAAGGCCUUGGAGGAGACUCUGGCUGAAGGCGGUGCCCAGAAUGACGGUAUCAGCAUCACGAUGAGGAUGCAGAACAGGCGAUUCUGGGGAGUAACGGGCCUUGUCAUGACCGACCACAACAACGCCAGGGAUAUCGAUAUCAAUGUGUGGGCAAUGACCAACCAGGAGACAGGAGAGUAUGGGCUUGUUGCCUUUUAUAAUGGCACCAACAAAGAGAUUGUCUGGUCUCAAACGGAGAAGAUCCACUGGCCCAGCGGGAGCCCCCCUCUAGACAACCCACCAUGUGUCUUCUCCACUGACGACCCCUCCUGCAAUGAUGGUCACCUGCCAGUCCUGGGUAUCGUGGCGGUGGGAUCCGGCUUGGCACUCAUCAUUUUUGGAAUCUCUAGUUUUCUCAUUUACAGGAAACUGAAGCUGGAGAAGGAGCUAGCAGGAAUGCUGUGGAGGAUUCGGUGGGAGGACCUCCAGUUCGAGAGCCCCAACAAAUACCACAAACGAGCCGGCAGUCGUCUCACUCUCUCACAGAGAGGAUCCAGCUAUGGCUCCUUGAUAACUGCCCAUGGAAAAUAUCAGCUAUUUGCAAAAACGGGCUAUUUUAAGGGGAACCUCGUGGCCAUCAAACACGUCAACAAGAAGAGGAUAGAGCUGACCAGACAAGUGUUGUUUGAACUCAAGCAUAUGAGGGACGUCCAGUUCAACCAUCUCACCAGGUUCAUCGGAGCCUGCAUUGACCCACCGAACAUCUGCAUUGUGACGGAGUACUGUCCCAGAGGAAGUCUUCAGGACAUUUUGGAAAAUGAGAGUAUCAACUUGGACUGGAUGUUCCGCUAUUCACUGAUUAAUGACAUCGUGAAGGGAAUGAACUAUCUCCACAACAGCUACAUCGGCUGCCAUGGAAAUCUGAAGUCAUCUAAUUGCGUGGUGGACAGCCGAUUUGUUUUGAAGAUCACGGAUUAUGGCUUGGCGAGCUUCCGUUCGUUCUGCGAAAACGAUGACUCGCACGCACUCUAUGCAAAGAAGCUAUGGACGGCCCCGGAGCUGCUGAUAUAUGACCGCCACCCGCCGCAGGGGACCCAGAAGGGUGAUGUGUACAGUUUUGGCAUAAUACUGCAGGAAAUAGCCUUGAGGAAUGGACCCUUCUAUGUGGAAGGCAUGGACCUCAGCCCCAAAGAGAUUGUACAAAAGGUGCGUAAUGGUCAGCGGCCUUACUUCCGGCCUACCACAGACAACAGCUGCCACUGUGAGGAACUCACCUUCCUGAUGGAGGGCUGCUGGGCAGAAGACCCUGCUGAGAGGCCCGACUUCAGCCACAUCAAAAUCUACAUCACCAAGCUCAACAAGGAAGGCAGCACCAGUAUUUUGAACAACCUGCUGUCCAGAAUGGAGCAGUACGCCAACAACCUGGAAAACCUGGUAGAGGAGCGAACACAGGCCUAUUUGGAAGAAAAAAGAAAAGCUGAAAAUCUCCUCUACCAAAUCCUGCCACACUCUGUAGCGGAGCAGCUAAAGCGAGGGGAGACGGUGCAAGCGGAGGCAUUUGACAGCGUCACUAUUUACUUCAGUGACAUUGUGGGCUUCACGUCCCUAUCAGCCGAGAGUACGCCGUUACAGGUUGUGACAUUGCUCAACGAUCUCUACACCUGUUUUGAUGCCAUUAUUGAUAACUUCGAUGUUUAUAAGGUGGAGACCAUUGGAGAUGCAUAUAUGGUGGUGUCAGGGCUCCCGGUGAGGAACGGGAAGCUUCACGCCAGAGAGAUUGCUGGGAUGUCGCUAGCUCUCUUAGAGCAGGUCAAAACAUUCAAGAUCCGACACAGACCCAACGACCAGCUAAGGCUCAGGAUAGGAAUACACACAGGACCUGUCUGUGCUGGGGUAGUUGGUUUGAAAAUGCCCAGAUAUUGUUUAUUUGGCGAUACGGUCAACACAGCUUCUCGAAUGGAGUCGAACGGAGAAGCCUUGAAGAUCCAUUUAUCCUCAGCCACCAAAGAAGUGCUGGACGAGUUUGGCUACUUUGACCUCCAGUUACGAGGGGACGUAGAAAUGAAGGGCAAAGGCAAAAUGAGAACCUAUUGGCUUCUUGGGGAGAAAACUGAUGUGUAUGUUAUUUGAGAGGCCUGCUGAUGAGAUGGCGGCAGCAGCACAAGUGGAGACAACUACAAAGGCUCCGGUGGCCAAGCCACUACUUUAUUUGUUCUAGAAUAAGUCUGCAUAGGUGAUUCCCCACAGCAAAAAAAAAAACCAUCAUACUUUUAGACAGAAUACAGGGGGAACUUCAGGUAUGUUUAUUACCUGCAUACUGUAACUGCAAAAAAAAUAAAUUGUAAAAGUUGUUUUUUUGUAUGAAGAACCUUUCUGUCCCGAGAGUACUUUUCAAAACGAUAAAUUCUUAUUUUUUGUGAUUUCUAUAUUACAAUUUGUAUGAUGUGUUUGGGAGUCAAUGGUGUAUUAAUGUUUCCUUGAAACAUUUUUUUGAGGGUGGGAGGCACAGUGUUACGAUUGAUGUCAAUGCAGAGGUCAGCGUUCAACAGUGGUGUUAUACAGUAUAAGAUGAUAUGUAUAUAUGUAUAUCCAAGAUACUGUAAGAUAUUUUGUUCAAUAAACCGAGUAAAA
Lampris incognitus (smalleye Pacific opah) is the source of this 2967-nucleotide messenger RNA. RefSeq names its product natriuretic peptide receptor 2 (gene npr2). The record is from RefSeq and is a predicted model, not a curated record. Gene Ontology annotation, cellular component: membrane. Gene Ontology annotation, biological process: protein phosphorylation; intracellular signal transduction; receptor guanylyl cyclase signaling pathway. Gene Ontology annotation, molecular function: ATP binding; guanylate cyclase activity; protein kinase activity. Lineage: Eukaryota; Metazoa; Chordata; Actinopteri; Lampriformes; Lampridae. The transcript has 22 exons. Bases 1 to 2466 code for a protein of 821 amino acids.